Messenger RNA from Larimichthys crocea (large yellow croaker), 3066 nucleotides. RefSeq names its product proline-rich membrane anchor 1. The coding region runs from base 445 to 1101 and encodes 218 amino acids. Lineage: Eukaryota; Metazoa; Chordata; Actinopteri; Sciaenidae. The transcript is spliced from 4 exons. The record is from RefSeq and is a predicted model, not a curated record.
AUUUGAGCACGCUGUCAGGAUUGAGCUGAUGUGAGCGCUGCAUCAAGUGCGCGGUGGUGAUGCUCCAGUAUAAAAUAGUCCGCUGUGUUUUGGCACAGAGGGCGAUGCAUCAGUUUAACCCUCGGCUCUGCCCUCCGGACUCGCCCAUACAGUAUUCAGCCUAGAUAAGUUGAGGGGAUGUGUGAUCUUAUUGUGAGGAAUCCUGCCGAGGAGCUCUCUGUUCGUCUGUUUGUUUCUUCAACUUCGAUGGCUUGAGUGGCCCAUUUGCACUCAUGCUUGCAGCCGAGGAGGGAUGUAAGGUACGGGCCAUCUACCGCCCUCACAUUGCACGGAGUACCGGCGUGAUUAAGGUCGCUAUCUGAGUGCCAGUAAGAAAAGAAAAAACUACUUUCCGAGAUGUGAAUUAUCGAGAUUUGCUACUCAUUCCACCGGCUCACUUGUCCUAUGCUAUCGACAACGGGAUUUCAAGAGGAAAAUGAUUGUGGCAUAAACUAUUUCUGGAGACGCUUGUCACAGAUAUCGCCGCUGAAGUGGACAGAGUGGAUGGUUAUUUCCCAAACUGUUCAAGCCUAUGAAUAUUGCAUUCAUUUGUUGGAAACGCUGCCUAGUGUCUUCGAGAACAGCGCAGGAGGAAUGCUGGUCCAAGAUCUAAUGUCAUUUACUUUGAGCUUUUGGCCUUUUUUCUUUGGUCAUUGUCUUCUCUCACUGUUUUUACUUUCAUGCCAGGGAGAACUUCAGAGGUCAUGCUCACGGACUGUGGCGGAGAAAGUUAGUGAACAGUGCCAGCUGGCAUGCCAGUGUCAAAGAUACCCUCCCCUUCCUCCUCCGCCGCCUCCACCGCCUCCCCCACGGUUACUGGGCACCACAGUGGUAAAGCCCAUUUUGCCCUUGUUGAGGCCCUGGUGGACAGAGAUGGACUUUAUAGUGCUUGGAACCGUGGGCUGUGCCUCAGUUGUCUUCCUCCUCUCAGCCAUCAUCAUCUGCUACAAGGCCAUGAAGAGGAAACCACUACGAAAAGAAGAGAACGGGACAAGUCGUGGGGAAUAUGCCAUGAGCAUCCGUAACAAGAAGGCCAUGGGUACGAACAACACUGUGGUAUAGACUGUCUCCUGGUAGAAGCAAGUGACAUCACAUUACUGUCUCUCACCUUUCCCACCACCAAACACAACAAUCCCAUCUCACCCAGAAUGCAACUGGGUUUUACCCAAGGUUUUCAAAUAGGUAAAGCUUCCCUCUUUGCUUGGCAUGUUGCCUGGACUGAAGACGGCGUUCAGCUCAAGAAGAGCUGUAAAAGAUGGAAGGAAAAAAUCAAGACUGAAAGGAUGGAGUAAAAGUCCAUAAACCCCCAUGGUGUUGAACAUUAUGCUCUUAGUAACAGCAAGUGUUGCUGACAGGCUGGUUGGCUGCUGGCUGGAGAGGGACUGUCUGCCAGUCUGCCGCAGAUCCAGACCUCACACACUGUUGACAUCUGCAACGGAGCAACAGACAAUACAGCAGCCCUGCAGUCCCAUGGGCGGCCAGGCAGGACAGCCCAUCACACAUAAUAAAUAAGUGCAUGCAGUUUUUACAGAGAAUGCAACAUUUUUAUAUUCCAAUCCACACACUAUCCAUCUUUUGUUCUCCAUUUUUGAGACAGGCAUGAUGUUACUGUCGGUUCUGUCUCUGAGAUAUGGAUUCAUCUGACUAUGCAAUUUAAAGAAAUCCAUAUCAUGGAAAUAAAGAGGAACAACGACAUUAACAUGGGACAUUUUAGUUAUUUUACCAUGCCAAAAAUGCCACCGAAGACUUCGGCUCAAUGUAAUAUACUAUUUCAGUCAUUGAUCGAUUUAUUUGACUCUAUUUAAUUAUCUACCUUUGAAUUUAUUUUUCUACUUAAAGAAAAAUAACUGUCUUGUAAGUUAUUCACAUCUUUACAAAUAUUGAACAUCUUGAUAAAUUAAUUUUAUUUCUUUAUAGCUCUGUUUUUAAGUGAAUAAUUCAUCUGUGAUGCUCUGAUGCUUUAAGCCUGCUGUCAGUUUGUUGAGACACUGAUGCUUGCACUGAUGCUUGCUCUGCAAAGAGUUUUGGUAUCUGUAGUUUUGUCUCUGGAUGUUUGAUAUGCUUCUCUCUGUUUUUCUGAGGCUUCAACUGAAGAAUCAGAUGAAUGUGUUCAACCCCCCCACCCCACCCCCCAAAAAAGUCAAGUCAUUUGGUAAUAUCCUCUGAGUUCUGCAGUCAGCUCGAUGCCUUCAGCCUUGAAUCUGACAAUCUUCAUUUUUCUAUCUGUCAAGAAGGGCUUAGCCCUUUGCUUUAGAAACAGGGGACAUGAGCCCAGGGCUGACCUUUCCGACUGGUGAGAGACAGGAGACUGAGCCAAUAGCCAGAGAUCAUGUUGCACAGAGGGUGGCCUCAGCAGGGACGUGUGUGACUCAGUGCUGUCAGAUGCAUCCUCCACAGCCCCACUGGAAAAACAAAACUGAGUUGAACUGGAGCAUCACUCAACGCUGCUCUGUUGUUCUUGUUUGUUCUUUUUUUUUUUUUUUUUACAUUACAUCUGUGUGUGUCUGUUACUGUGUGCAUGUGUGAGUGUAUGUCUUUGUGUGUGUUUUUUUGUGUGCGCGUACAAGUGUGUGUGUCUGUCUGUGAGUAUGCAUGCAGAUGAGUGUACUCGGUGAGAGUGGGUUGUUCUCUGUGGCUGUCUGUUAAGUAUAGAUUUUGGCUAAACUGUGGAAAUCUGGAAAAACACAAGCUUGCAUCUAAACAUGCACAGGUUAUUAGCUAACUGUAUAACCCAACAUGUACCUAUAUGAGAGAAAUGAUGGAUGCAUGAAUGUAAAUAUUGAUAUUUAAAUAUCUGCCUUCUGGACUGUUAAUGUACAGUGUAACAGAACAUGUUUAUACAUAGUAAAACUUAAACAGUGUGCUACCAUUUGAAAUUAUGUCAAUGUUGUCAAGUUAAUGGAGCAAGCCAUUAAUGUAUAUAUGGCAAUCAAUAGUACACAAUUUGUGCAUUAUACCAAACAAAAAGAUGUGCAAGUUGAUUUCAUUGCUGAGUUUUUCAGUUGUAAAUAAAACUAUACACAACAA